Acanthoscelides obtectus is the source of this 313-nucleotide messenger RNA. Lineage: Eukaryota; Metazoa; Arthropoda; Insecta; Coleoptera; Chrysomelidae. The record is from the annotation of a GenBank genome assembly.
CUCGAACUGGGAAAAAUCAUUAAGCCAAGGACCUGUCCAGCAAGCAUUGUAAGGGAAAAAUAACCUCUUCACUCGUCCGUCUUCAUUCGACAACAAGCACACAAGACAAAGUAGAAAUGGCUGGUGAAAGAAGGGUCUUUGUUUUACCAUCUGAGCUCGACUUACCCGACUUUGAGGUCAUGAUGGAGGACAUGCCUCAAGCAUCAAACGUGGGAGUGCCGGAUGGUAGAAGAUACUUCAUAAUUCGAUUUAGAGUAAGAGGAUUUUUUCUUCUUUGUUUUCUGGUUAUUACAGCUGGAUUCCAGUGAUGAAG